This is a messenger RNA of Trypanosoma theileri, 1467 nucleotides long. Its product is annotated as Chain A, Sialidase. The record is from RefSeq and is a predicted model, not a curated record. Gene Ontology annotation, molecular function: exo-alpha-sialidase activity. Gene Ontology annotation, cellular component: cytoplasm; membrane; intracellular membrane-bounded organelle. NCBI's taxonomy places the organism in Eukaryota, Euglenozoa, Kinetoplastea, Trypanosomatida, Trypanosomatidae. Gene Ontology annotation, biological process: oligosaccharide catabolic process; ganglioside catabolic process. The transcript has a single exon. The annotation marks the transcript as partial.
AUGUCCUCAGAGGAGCGCGAAAGAAGCAGAGUCACACUCUUUAAAGAAGGGGUGACGGCAGUGCCAUUCGAAGAUAAUGAUGGGACGACAUAUCAAAGAAGAGUUCAUUCAUUUCGUAUUCCUUCCCUUAUUGACGUUGAUGGUGUGAUGAUCGCCAUCGGUGACGCCCGUUAUAAUACGUCUAACGACAACUCCUUUAUCGAGACGGUGGUAAAGUUCAGUGUGGACAAUGGGAAGACGUGGGAAACACAAAUUGCAGUGAAGAACACUCGUGUGAGUAAAGUUUCUCGUGUGGUGGACCCUACAGUCAUCGUAAAGGGGAACAAGAUUUACAUGCUUCUGGGAAGAUACAACAAGUCGAUUUUUUACUGGACUCAGCACACUACUGGAAAUGAUUGGGAGCCUGUGCUUUCUGUUGGUGAGGUGAAGAAGACAACGAUAGAUGGUAAGGUGAAUGCAACGAUUACAUGGACCGAUCCUGUCUCACUAAAAUCUAUUUUCCCUAAAGAGAUUGCAGGAGCGGCAUCAAAGCAAUUCCUUGGGGGUGCAGGUGUUUCUAUUGUAACAACGGACGGUACUCUUGUGUUCCCAGUCCAGGCAACGAAUAAAAAUAAGGAAAUCACCGCAAUGCUUAUGUAUUCCAAAGACGGUGGUGAGACAUGGAAGUUCGCAAACGGUAUCACUGCGCUGGGUUGCACUGAAUCUUCUAUUCUUGAAUGGGAGGGAAAAAUCAUAUUGAACGCACGUACGGACAUUGGUUACCGCAAAGUCUUCGAGUCCACAGACAUGGGGGAGACAUGGAAAGAAGCUGUUGGUACACUCUCCCGAGUGUGGGGCAACUCACCAACAAGGGAAGGACCUGGUAGCCAGAGUCCCUUCAUUCCUGUAACGAUUGAGGGGAAGCGUUUGAUGCUGUUUACACACCCCCUGAAUUAUAAGGGGAAGUGGGAGCGUGACCGACUCCACCUAUGGGUAACGGACAACAACCGCAUAUUUGAUGUUGGUCAGAUUUCCGUUGGUGAUGAGAACGCCGCCUACAGCUCAGUGCUGUACAAGGAUGACAAGUUGUAUUGUUUGCAUGAAGUUAAUAUUCAGGAGCGAUACAGUCUUAUCUUUGUGGAGCUAAAAGAAGAACUGAACUUGAUCAAGUCAGUGGUGAAGACCUGGAUCGAGCAGGACAAGAAGUUCUCAGACAUUUGCACCUCAGUCGACCCAAAGACACAGGCUGGUGCAAGUGACUGCGGCCUCCCGUUCCCCACCGCUGGACUUGUUGGCUUCCUUUCCGAUGGGGGUGACGGUAAACAGUGGAAGGACGCAUACCGCUGUGUGGACGCUAGCGUGAAAAAUGCUGAGAAGGUUCUCAAUGGUAUGAAAUUCAAGGGAGUUGGUGCAGGGGCAAUUUGGCCAGUAGGUAAGCAGGGACAGAACCAGCGAUACCAUUUUGCAAACUACAUGUUUACGCUGGUA